UGUGUCUCUCCUCCCCACCCAUACAUGCAAUCUGCUCUUGUGUAUUUCAUGUUUGUAAGGGGUGAGGAUAAACCUGCGAGAAGCUUACCAGUCUAGUCUCUUACUGACAAUCCCUCAGCAUCUUGGAUUACAUUGUAAGGCUGUGUUUCUUGUCUCAGGAGAGUUUACCUGGCUCGCUUACCUGUCUGCGCAGUGUGUGUGAUCAGUAAACCUGCCUGUGGUGCCUCAAGUGUUCUUUGCCUAGGAAAACUUUACUUACUGCAUGUUAUAGGAUCAUCCUAUUAAGAAACUUCAUAUCCCAGGCUGGAGUGCACAGUAAACUCCAACUCUACAAAUGGAUUACACUUUCAAUAUGCUUGGAGCGCAACAGGUGUAACCCUACACAAAAGUAACAUUCUGAAGACAAUGACCUAAGGAACACAGACAAAAGCUGAGCAUGGCUUAGUGAAGCAAGUCAACUGUGUACAAGACACACCAUGGCACAGAUCUUCAGUGUCAGCAAGUCUCGCCAAAGUAUCGACCUGCAGGGAGUGGACCCAGAGACGUGUGCUAUAGUAUUUAAGAACCACUGGGCUCAGGUCCAACGCAUUUUGGAAAAACAUGACCCCUUCAAGAACUCCCAUGCACGAUACGGCGCGAUUUCUUCAGAUGAAGCUAGCGCUGUGCAGAAUUAUGUGGAACACAUGAUCUUGCUUUUAAUUGAAGAGCGGGUGAAAGAUGCUGCUAUGGGGCCUAUUCUGGAGUUUGUGGUAUCGGAGAAUAUUAUGGAGAAACUGUUUUUAUGGAGUCUCAGGAGAGAAUUUACAGACGAGACUAAGUUUGAGCAACUUAGGAUGUAUGAGCUAUUGGUUACUCAGUCUCACCAGCCUUUGCUACAUCACAAGCCUAUUUUGAAACCAUUGAUGAUGCUACUAAGCACAUGUUCCUCAACAACAGCUCCAAAUGUAGAAACCAAACUGGUUGUCUUACUUAACCAACUCUGUUCAAUUCUUGCCAAAGAUCCAUCUAUCUUAGAACUCUUUUUCCACACAAGUGAAGACCAGGGAGCUGCCAACUUCCUUAUAUUCUCCCUGCUGAUACCUUUCAUCCAUCGAGAAGGCACAGUGGGACAACAAGCCAGAGAUGCAUUGCUUUUCAUCAUGUCCUUGUCGGCAGAGAACAACAUGGUGGCUAAACACAUAGUAGAGAGCACUUACUUCUGUCCGGUACUAGCGACAGGAUUGAGUGGUCUCUAUUCAUCAUUACCAACAAAGCUAGAAGAUAAAGGGGAGGAAUGGCAUUGUCUUGUUAAAGAAGAUUGGCUCCAGGUCCCCUCACUUAUACAGUUUAUAAAUUCUCUUGAAUUCUGCAAUGCGGUAAUACAGGUUGCUCAUCCUCUGAUACGGGCUCAGCUUGUAGACUAUAUUUACAAUGGGUUCCUGUUACCAGUUUUGGCUCCUGCAUUACACAAGGUGACAGUGGAGGAGGUGAUGACCACAACUGCAUAUCUGGACCUUUUCCUAAGAAGCGUUUCAGAACCAGCAUUGCUUAAGAAUUUUCUCCGCUUUAUUCUCAUCUACCAGCAUGAAAAUGUCCAGAUUCUUGAUACACUGGUCAGCCGAAUCAACACUCCAUUUCGGUUGUGUGUGGUGUCCUUAGCAAUGUUUCGAACCCUUAUUGGCUUUCAUUGUGAAGAUGUGAUGUUACAGCUUCUCUUAAGGUAUCUUUUGCCAUGUAAUCACAUAAUGGUUAGCCAGCGAAGUGCAGUAAAAGAAAGAGACUGCUAUUCAGCUGCAAAAUUUUUGGCCUUAACUCCCAACUGCUGUUCUAACACUACAGCUGAUGGAGAGGACUUGGAGAAAAAUUAUAUAAUGCUGUUAAAAUUCAAACAAAAAGACUCUGGUGAAGCUAAUGUAUCAUCAGGUUCACAUGAGGCAGAAUCCAAAUUUCCUGAGGAAUAUAGUGAAACUAUUGAUGCAAGUUACCUUAAGUACCUUUGUGAAGCUGAAGAAAGUAUCCUUAGAUGUGCAGAGGACUGUAAAGUCUGGUCAGCGUCUUACGAUGGGGAGAACCCAGACCCGGAAACUUCUUUUCAAGCACUUCUAGAAAACAGUUUUCGAAGAGGGGACUUUCCUACCUUCAGAGGUGGAAAAAGACAAUACAUAGGUUCCUUCUCUUCUGAAAUUCCUUCUAUUGGAGGAAAACUGCAGGAUGACCUUGAAUGGGAUGACAGCUAUGACACAGGAAUAUCUCCAGACUCGGGAACAAGUUCACCACAACCACCUCAGGACACUGUAUUACCCCCAGAACCCCCACAACAUAUCCAAGAGAUGAAAAAGAAUGCAACAAUGUACAUUAAAGGCACAUACAAUGAAGAAGAUGACUUUGACAAUGAUGCAAUGGUUUACAUGUUAUGUGCUGAAAAAGAUUCUGUUGAAACACAAGUGGAGAAAAAUGAAAGUGUGUCAGAUAAAAAGCCAGAAACGGAUGCGCAUCAUAAAGAACAGCAAUGUCCGGCUCAGGAAGUUAGCAGUACAGAAAGAAAUAAUAAGAAAAACUCAAGUCUAAGUGAAAAGGCAUUAAAAAAACAAACCACAAAAAGACGUAAGGAUCCUCCAAAACUGAAGAUUGUCUUCUCUUGUGAGGAAGACUCUGACUUUAGUAGGAAAACAAUGAGCCCGGACAGUGAAGAUUUCAUUGCUCGCUGUGAUGAAAUUAUAAAUGGAUUGAACACUACGGCAGAAGACAUGCCCAGUUCUCCAGCUCCUGAAAGUGUUUCUCUUCCCGAUGAGGAGGAUUUUGAAAAGUAUUCUCUAAGCACACCAUCUGUAGAAAGCAUUCCAUCACCCUUUGGGUCAAAGGAUGUUAUGGGCUACUCAAAUUACUCAUCUAGGACCCAAGCAGCCCCAUUUACAGGACCAUUCAUCAGUGUUGUGUUGUCAAAAUUAGAGAACAUGCUUGAGAACUCCUUGCAUGUGAACUUGCUGUUGCUUGAGAUCAUUACACAGCUCGCCAGUUACCCUCAGCCACUUAUUCGAUCCUUCCUACUCAAUACAAACAUGGUCUUCCAGCCCAGCAUUCGCUCUCUAUACCAGGUCCUAGCCUCUGUCAAACAUAAAAUUGAACAAUUUGCUUCUGUAGAGAAAAAUUUUCCAAAGUUGCUCGCCGAAGCUCAACAAUACCUGGUGGCUCGUGUGAACAUGAGCCAGGGAUCGACAGAUGUGUUAACCAAAGAUAAUUUGCCUGGGACUGGAGACACGGAAAUGAGCUCUACACACCCUUUGCAUGCUGGAGUGCAGAGAAAUAACCUAGAUCCCCCUCUUUCUACAGUCUCUACUCGCACUAGAAAUGCUUUGCUUGCAGCUGCCAUAUUUCCAGAAUUCCUAAAAGAACUUGCAGCUUUGGCUCAACAACAUUCUGUGUUAUAUUAUGUGAUCGGGGACUGUUUUUAGCACUUCAGUAUUUUGUGUAGAUUUCAAGUACCAUUUUAUAGCUUUUAUGUUGGUAUUUGUUUUUAAUGAUAUUCUAUUUUCUCAGUUAUAAUGGUAUUGUGAUGAAUUCCUUUACCAUAUGAUACUUUUUACUACUUCCUGUAAUACUUGAUAGAAAAUGGGCUUAUUGGUCCUGGUUACUGUUUUUUUUUUUUCCUGUGUGGGGUUAAUAGUAAUAUUUUCCUUCAUUAUAAUCGUCUUAUACCUCUGUGCUUUAUUAACAAUUUAGGCAGUGUUUACCUCUGCAUUGCAGUUUCUGCUGUGCUGGAUGAUUGGGUUUUGACAAGGUACAUGGAUACAAUGCAUGCAGCACAAACAAUGGAAUAUGCAACAGUUGCUACUAACAAAGCAUCUGUUGCAGCUGCAUGCAUUACCUUUAAGCGUAAAAGCCUCAAAAUGCUGAUACACACCUGGUUUUCUUGCAUAAAAGUCCUAGACCAAGCCUUCACAACUUGGCAGUAGAUGAGGGCCAAAAGUGAAAUAGGCUACACUCCUCAUGGCCACUCAACUCAUGUAGUUAAACUGCAGGGCAUGUCAAGAUUUUUGUACUGCACUGCUGUAUGGCUGCACUCACUGACUGUGCAUUUGUAUGGUGGCACUCACUGACUGCACUGCUGUAUGAAUGUGCUCACUGACUGCACUGCUGUAUGAAUGUGCUCACUGACUGCACUGCUGUAUGAAUGUGCUCAUUGACUGCACUGCUGUAUGGCUGCGCUCACUGAUUGCACUGCUGUAUGGAUGCGCUCACUGACUGCACAGAUGUAUGACUGCACUCACUGACUGCACUACUCUGUAUGGAUUCGCUCACUGACUGCACUAUUGUAUGGCUGCACUCACUGACUGCUCUAUUGUAUGGAUGUGUUCACUGACUGCACUACUGUAUGGCUGCACUCACUGACUGCACUGCUGUAUGGCUGCACUCACUGACUACACUGCUGUAUGGAUGUGCUCACUGACUACAUUAAUGUAUGACUGCACGCACUGACUACAUGGCUGUGUGUGCUACAAUCAGCACACUUUUUUAUGAUUAAGUACUUAGUUCUUGUCCUUGUUUAAGUUGGUCUGACAAUGUUAAUGUUGUUCAGUUAACAGUUAACUAUCAUGGCCUGCUUACAUAGAUGUACCUAGGGCUUACUAUUUAUGUGACCAGAAUCACUUUACUGUGGCCAGCAGCACAAUGAGAGUAGGGAUAAUGGAUGCAUACGCAGUUGAUAUCUGAUAUCCCUGCCCUUGAUAUUAAGGAAGGUCUUAGUCUAGUCACUAGACUAGGUCCUUCCUUGGCAUAACAGUACAAUGAUUGUGGGCCACAAGAAAUCCUUUGGUGGGCUUGCCGUUGAUGGAAAAUUUAACAUCGCCUAAAUGAAUGGCCAUCCAUGUUAUACAAGGAUGGCUAGUCUUCCAGAAUGGUAGCUACUCUUUUAUAAAAUGGCACUCCAUUAUUGCUCAUAGAUGGGUGGGGGAGACGGGAAUCCAAUAGGGUACAUGGAGUGGUUGUAUAUGUUGCUAAAAUACUUGGCCAUACUUACCACCCCUGUGAUCUCCUGCACGGGUGCUCUCCCCAGUAAUGGGGAAUGCCAACCCCCGCACGAAGCGUUGGAUGAAAAAAAAAAACUUUAUAUAUGUCUAUGAGAGAGCCAUUCGGCUAGCUCCAGCAAUCCUAUAGAGAUAUAUGGAGGGGGCAUGUUGGCCACCGCUUUGUGCAGGAAUCAUGACACUCCGUUCCCAUUGAGAGCAGAGGGCCUGUGCAGAAGAUUGUGUGUGUGUGGGGGGGGGGGGGGUCCCAGUGAUCGAACCCCCCCCCCCCCCUGCAAUCUAAAACUAGGAAAUACGUUUUUAUGCAUGAUACUUCUUUAAAAUUAUAGAAUCAACAUUAAAAAACACUAUAUAUAAUACAACAUAAGCACUAAGUUAGAUUUAUGUCAAGACAAUUUGCAAUACAAUACUCUAGUCAACAGAAAAAUCUAGUGUUUGGAUAACUAGAAUCCAUAGACACAGAAUAAGGACACAGUGUACCUAAUGGAACUUGCAUUUACAAUCAGUACUGUGCGUCUCCUCAUUGUGCAGCACUCACAUUGCUUUCGAGCUCUAAAGUAAAUGAACACUAAAUUGGUUGUAGUGGGCCAAUUUAAAGGGAACCUCUAAUCACUUUUAUGCUGCCUGAACCACUAGUCAUCAGGAUGGUCCCCAGCAGCUUUCCUCUGCCCCACCAACCAUGAUUGAUAGAUCUUUUCCUAUAAAUGUACUACGAGAGAUCUUGCUCUCAAUAUGGGUGAGGCAGGGAGAGGUGAUCUGGGACUGCCCCAGUGACUCGUGGUUCAGACACCAUGAAAGUAGACCAUGAAAGGGUCCUUUUAGUACUGCUUUGUACUGAGCGUAUGAUAGAACAGGACAGAAUAAUAUAUUCACAGCAGCAGGGCCAAUUCUAGAUUAUGAGGGCUGUUCUAGGCUCCGUUAUACUACUCUGCCUGUAUCAUAUAGCGUCGUCUGCGUAGACUGGAAAUCAGUCUCUCUUUGCAUUGCUAUGAAACUCACAUUGAGCAGAAUGGAGUUUCUAAGCUUGAGAUAUAUAGUUCUAUGUUUAUACGCUAUUAUAACUUAUGUCUUACCACAGUGUCUUUCUCUCUCUAUCCCAUGUUAGACCUAACAUGAUGAGUAUAGUGCAAAUUGUAAAAAUUUUACACGCAAAGUGGAUUCUGGGGCCAAAACAUAUAAAUAAUUGAUAGACACAUGUAAAAUGACAUUAAAAAGUCAUUACCGUGCAAGAGUGUAUUACAUAUACAUGAGACCCCAUAGCAAAAUAUUUUCCAUUUCACCAUAAAGUAGCCACGUAAUGAACAGUUUGUCCUUACCUCUUUUUACUUUCCUCUAGGCACUCUGCAUUAUAUUAUUUACAGGCCCUUCAUUUUCUUUCUCCCCUACUUCAUACACAUGUAUCAUAAACUUGCAGUAAAUAUUUGUCCCUCAUAAGCUAGGCCCAAUAGCAAGGCCUUGCCUGCUGCUUUGGUAGUUAUAUCCUUGCUACCUUUAUGUGUUCCUUACUGCACAGAGUUUAUUUAACAGCAAACAAUCACUUGUGUUCAUUUUACUUUAUAAUUCAGGUUAGUGCAUUCUAGUAAAAUAAUUUAUGAAAUAUAGAUAUUAUACUUAAUCAUAUCAAUAGGGAGUAAGAGAUGGAUUCUAUAGAAAGUCUAUUAAGUCCAUUUUAUACAGCGAGCGGAAAUAAUUUAAGAACAUAAAACAACACAGAUGUAGCCAGUGUCAUCUUAAUCCCUGGUGCAUUAGGAUAUUAUACUGGACUCUUGAGUUGAAAUAAAUUAUUCUACCAUAUUGCAAACACCUAAU
Messenger RNA from Hyla sarda, 6812 nucleotides. It is a transcript of the gene FHIP1A, whose product is annotated as FHF complex subunit HOOK interacting protein 1A. NCBI's taxonomy places the organism in Eukaryota, Metazoa, Chordata, Amphibia, Anura, Hylidae. The transcript has 13 exons. Bases 477 to 3431 code for a protein of 984 amino acids. The record is from RefSeq and is a predicted model, not a curated record.